AUGCGGCUGCCUCGCGUCUUCUCCUCGGGCACCGUGGUGCCCGCCCUCCUGCUGGGCCAGACCUGCCUGCUGCUCUUCCUGGUCUGGCGGCCGGGCCCGCCAUCCCCGGCGGGCAGCCCGGAGCGCGUGCACGUGCUGGUGCUGUCGUCCUGGCGCUCGGGCUCGUCCUUCGUGGGCCAGCUGUUCAGCCAGCACCCGGACGUCUUCUACCUGAUGGAGCCCGCCUGGCACGUGUGGGCCGCCCUGUCGCAGGGCAGCGCGGCGGCGCUGCAGAUGGCGGUGCGGGACCUGGUGCGCUCCGUCUUCCUGUGCGACAUGGACGUGUUCGAGGCCUACCUGCCGUGGCGCCGCAACCUGUCGGACCUGUUCCAGUGGGCGGUGAGCCGGGCGCUGUGCUCGCCGCCCGCCUGCGGCGCCUUCCCGCGCGGGGCCAUCAGCAGCGAGGCGGUGUGCAAGCCGCUGUGCGCGCGCCGCCCCUUCGCCGCCGUGCGGGAGGCCUGCCGCACCUACAGCCACGUGGUGCUCAAGGAGGUCCGCUUCUUCGACCUGCGCGCGCUGCAGCCGCUGCUCACCGACCCGGCGCUCGACCUGCGCCUGGUGCACCUGGUGCGCGACCCCCGCGCCGUGCUGCGCUCGCGCGAGCAGACGGCCAAGGCGCUGGCCCGCGACAACGGCAUCGUGCUGGGCACCAACGGCACGUGGGUGGAGGCCGACCCGCGCCUGCGCGUGGUGACCGAGGUGUGCCGCAGUCACGUGCGCAUCGCCGACGCCGCGCUGCGCAAGCCGCCGCCCUUCCUGCGCGGCCGCUACCUGCUGGUGCGCUUCGAGGACCUGGCGCGGGACCCCCUGACCGAGAUCCGCGCGCUCUACGCCUUCGCCGGCCUGAGCCUCACGCCCGAGCUGCAGGCCUGGAUCCACAACAUCACGCACGGCUCGGGCCCCGGCGCGCGCCGCGAGGCCUUCAAGACCACCUCCAGGGACGCGCGCAACGUCUCGCAGGCCUGGCGCCACGAGCUGCCCUUCGCCAAGAUCCGCCGCGUGCAGGAGCUGUGCGCAGGCGCGCUGCAGGCGCUCGGCUACCGGCCCGUCUUCUCCGAGCGGGAGCAGCGCGACCUCGCCCUGGACCUGGUGCUGCCGCGCGGCCCGGGCAGCUUCCGGUGGGCGUCGGCCACCGAGCCGCAGCGCGGGCCUUAG
Messenger RNA from Dipodomys spectabilis (banner-tailed kangaroo rat), 1194 nucleotides. RefSeq names its product carbohydrate sulfotransferase 6-like. Gene Ontology annotation, molecular function: N-acetylglucosamine 6-O-sulfotransferase activity. The coding region runs from base 1 to 1194 and encodes 397 amino acids. Gene Ontology annotation, biological process: carbohydrate metabolic process; N-acetylglucosamine metabolic process; keratan sulfate proteoglycan biosynthetic process. Gene Ontology annotation, cellular component: Golgi membrane. The transcript has a single exon. NCBI's taxonomy places the organism in Eukaryota, Metazoa, Chordata, Mammalia, Rodentia, Heteromyidae. The record is from RefSeq and is a predicted model, not a curated record.